Molecule: messenger RNA, 939 nt
Organism: Acyrthosiphon pisum (pea aphid)
Lineage: Eukaryota; Metazoa; Arthropoda; Insecta; Hemiptera; Aphididae
Product: zinc finger MYM-type protein 1-like
Exons: 3
Coding region: 1-939 (312 amino acids)
Source: RefSeq, a predicted model, not a curated record
AUGGCUGAUGAGACUAGCGAUGUGGGACAUCACGAACAUAUGUCUGUGGUUAUACGCUACUUUGAUGACGAAGCAUGUAAACCUGUUGAACAGUUUAUUGGCAUCCAACUCAUAGCUGUAUGUUUUGAUGGAGCCUCAGCUAUGUCUGGAAAAUUUAAUAGCGUACAGGCUAAAGUCAAGGAAAUUAAUCCAUGCGCAAUGUAUGUUCACUGUUAUGGCCAUUGCUUAAAUUUAACCUUGGUUGAUAGCUUAGGGAAUAAGAACCGGAUUAUAUUUGAUUUUUUUGGCUGUGUUCAACUUAUAUACAGUUUCAUUGAAGGAAGUCCAACGAGGCACGCUGUUUUUGAAAAAAUUGUUCAAGAAACAAAUUCUAAAUUGAAAAUUCUUAAGACGCUUUCAACAACCAGAUGGGCAUGUCGUGCUGAGGCUGUCACAGCUGUUGAAAAUAACUAUUCAUCUGUUAUUCAGUGUCUUCAAGAAAUUGCCAAUAGCACUAAAUAUUCAGAGGUAAGAGCAAAAGCUAAUGGUAUUCUUUAUCAAAUGAAGAGUUACAAUUUUAUUUUUGCACUUUAUAUGUUGAAACCUAUUUUAAUUCAAAUUCAAAUUGUCAGUGCUCAGUUACAAGCUCCCAACUUGGAUUUAUUGGGAGCAGUAUCUAUUGUUAAUGCUUUAAAAAAAUCUUUAGAUGAUUUUUGCAACGGUCUUGAAAAUCGUUUCAACCAGGAAACUUUAAAUAUUAUUAGUUCAAUAGGCCGCUUAAUACAACUGAAAGCUGAACAGUUUGAUAUUGAUUUGCUAUCUCAAACAUUUUCACUCAAUAGUGACGAAUUAGAAGGCGAGCAAAGUCUUCUACGUUCCAUGCCAGAUUUUAUACCAGGCACAUCAACUAAAACAAUUUAUCAAUGGUUGGAAACUUAUCAACAAGUCAACAUUUUUUAA